AUGGGGGAACCAACAGCAAAAUCUUCAUACCCGGAGCAUGAAACUCCUGCAUCAUAUCCUCAGCUCACAGAAUUUGUGAAAACGUCUGAUGAUGGUCUGUCUGACCCGACCCUGACCUCUGGUGGGGACCUGUCAAAACAGGAGGCUGGUGGUGGUGGAGAGGUGGGACUCAAAGACAAAGAUAUGGAUGUGGAACAAGGCAAAGAGGAAGACCACACCUGCAAGUGUUACGCAAUGGUGGUGGACAAGAUAGAGGACUCCGUCUACAACUUCGCAAAGGCGCACCAAAGGAAGAUAAGCAAGGGCUUCAAAGUCCUGCUCUACCUGGCCUUUAUGGCUUACUUCGCCUACGCCAUGAGCUACAGUGUGCUGUACGUGGGGGCGGCCGCCGGACUCCUGGCGUAUCUGUCAAUUGACGUGUUCCAGGACAGCCCCGAGAGCCUGCAGUCCUUUAUCGGCCUCCUCUGUCUCGUCAUCCUCACCUUUAUCUUCUCCUCCAAGCCCAGUAAGGUAAACUGGCACCUGGUGUUCUGGGGCUUCAUCCUCCAGUUUGUGUUCGCGAUCCUGACCCUCCGUACAGAGGCCGGGUACAGCGCCUUCAAGUGGGUGGGGGACCUGGUCUCCGACUUCAUCGCUCUCUCCGACAGGGGGACCAAGUUCGUGAUUGGAGACAUCAAGGGAGGGGGGCUUUUGUUCCAGAUUGGCGGCGUGGCUGUGUUCUUCAACUCGUUCAUCUUCCUCAUGAACCACUAUGGAGUGAUUGAGGUGGUGGUCAAGCGACUCGGAGGUCUCAUAUCUCUGGUGUUGGAGACUGGACCAGUGGAGUCUGUGAUAGCAGCCGCUAACAUCUUUAUCGGACUGACUGAGGCGCCACUUUUGAUUCGUCCUUUCCUGCCCCACGUGACCCGCUCUGAGCUGUGCACAAUCAUGACGUGUGGCUUUGCUAGCGUCAGUGGGAGUACCUUGGCCAUAUGGAUACGUCUAGGGGUGGAAUCGAACCACCUUCUUACAGCUGCUGUGAUAUCGGCGCCGGCUGCGCUAACCAUGUCUAAGCUGAUUUGUCCAGAGACAGAGAGCGUGGACCUCAGCAAGCAGAAAUCUAUCAGGAUGACGGAUGACGAAGAACGUUUGGCCGUACUCAAGGACAACCGUGGUCUGCUGGAGUCGUACAUGCUGACAUCUAGUGACGCCACCUACAGCUGGGUGGAUGGCGACAUCAUCAUGGGCGGGAACCAAACCCUGGUGGGCGGAGUUGUAGCGGAGAGAACAGAGAUCAUCGCCACCUACGCCCUGUGUGGAUUCUCCGCCGUCUCGGGUAUAGGCAUCACCCUGGGCGCCCUCAUCCCGAUGUCUCCUGCCAGGAGGGUUGACGUCGUGCAGAUGAUUCUCAGAGCCUGGGUGGCUGGAAACCUGGCCAGUUUUAUUACUGGCUCCAUUGCAGGAACGAUGUUUGUGGAUCAAGGCAGCUAA
Molecule: messenger RNA, 1470 nt
Organism: Aplysia californica (California sea hare)
Lineage: Eukaryota; Metazoa; Mollusca; Gastropoda; Aplysiida; Aplysiidae
Product: solute carrier family 28 member 3-like
Exons: 9
Coding region: 1-1470 (489 amino acids)
Biological process (GO): nucleoside transmembrane transport
Cellular component (GO): membrane
Molecular function (GO): nucleoside:sodium symporter activity
Source: RefSeq, a predicted model, not a curated record